This is a messenger RNA of Cyprinus carpio (common carp), 2553 nucleotides long. RefSeq names its product guanine nucleotide binding protein (G protein), beta polypeptide 4a (gene gnb4a). The transcript is spliced from 9 exons. Gene Ontology annotation, cellular component: heterotrimeric G-protein complex; cytoplasm. Gene Ontology annotation, molecular function: protein binding; signaling receptor complex adaptor activity. Lineage: Eukaryota; Metazoa; Chordata; Actinopteri; Cypriniformes; Cyprinidae. The coding region runs from base 915 to 1937 and encodes 340 amino acids. The record is from RefSeq and is a predicted model, not a curated record. Gene Ontology annotation, biological process: G protein-coupled receptor signaling pathway.
UGUUUUUAGCAGCAUUGCUUGUAGUCUUGGUACUGUGCUUCCCUAAAAGAACUUAUGCUGAAAUGUAGAUUUCACAGAGGUCAGGGUAAACCUGAAUGAUCUCCAGGGGUAUUCCCAUAUUGUGUCAAACCACCAAUGUGGCAAGACACUGCAUUUUAUUCAGUUACUCAGUGUUUGCUUUUAGGCUGAAAUAAUACUGAAAGCUAUAGGUAAGGUUAAUUGGUCAUGGAAAACAUGGGAAUUUUAAAAUGCAAAAUCUGAAAAAGCUUAGAUUUUUUUUUAAAGCUAUGCUCAGUUCUAAAAUUGGCUUGUGUGUGAAAUCAUAAAAAAAAAGUUAUAAUGAAAAGAUGUAAGGUCCCUUUAUUUGCCAUUUGUAUUGAUAUUACAGUUGUACUAACUGACAAAUUUGCAUCCUUUGAGUAUCAUACUGCAUACAGUAUAACCUUCUUAUUGGGGUUGUGUUAGCUAAAUUUUAGGGAAAUCAACUAGUAGGCAGUGCCAAGUGCCAAGCAGUGCUGCUCCUCAUUAAACAAAGGAGCACAGGGUGCCCAGCUCUCAGUUGGAAGUGCAGUAGCUAAAGUGUUUGGUUCCUCUACUGAAUGAUAUGAUACAGUUCCUAGUUCUAUUAAGUCUAGUAAAAACAUUAAUGCUGCCGGAGCACUUUCUGUGUUAUUCACAAACUGUAUCCAAUUGGGCUGUCUUACUAGGUCUGUGGGACCUUUGACAUGACAUUCAAAUGAAUAUAUGGAAAUUGUUUGCGUGAGUGUGUGGCUUGAAUUAUUAAUCCAGUCUGAGUGCUCUGUUAUUAAGCAGUCCUUUAUUGACUUCUUAAUGUGACUUGGUGCUUGUGUGUGCAUUGCAGGUUUUUGUCAGUAUUAUCAAAGUUGGGAAAGGAGUGAAACACUUGCAGGACCAUGAGUGAGCUGGAGCAGUUGCGGCAGGAGGCAGAGCAGCUGCGCAGUCAGAUCAGAUUUGCUAGGAUUGCAUGCAGCGACUCCAGCCUGUCCCAGAUUACAGCUGGUCUGGAUUCAGUUGGGAGGAUCCAGAUGAGAACGAGGCGGACACUCCGAGGCCAUUUAGCCAAAAUCUAUGCCAUGCACUGGGCUACUGAUUCUAGGUUACUAGUUAGUGCCUCACAAGAUGGCAAACUCAUCAUUUGGGACAGCUACACCACAAACAAGAUUCAUGCCAUUCCUUUAAGGUCAUCAUGGGUGAUGACUUGUGCCUACGCUCCCUCAGGGAAUUAUGUAGCCUGCGGAGGCCUGGACAACAUCUGUUCCAUCUACAGCCUUAAAACCCGUGAAGGCAACGUCAGAGUCACCAGAGAACUUCCUGGACACACAGGUUAUUUGUCGUGUUGUCGCUUUCUGGAUGAUAAUCAGAUAGUCACCAGCUCUGGAGAUACUACAUGUGCUCUGUGGGACAUUGAGACUGGUCAGCAGGCCACCACAUUUACAGGGCACAGUGGAGAUGUGAUGAGCCUGUCUCUCAGUCCUGACUCUAGGACCUUUGUGUCAGGUGCCUGCGAUGCAUCCUCGAAAUUGUGGGACAUCCGAGAUGGAAUGUGCAGACAGUCUUUCACUGGACAUGUUUCUGAUAUAAAUGCUGUCAGUUUCUUCCCAAAUGGUAAUGCGUUCACCACAGGCUCGGACGACGCCACUUGUCGUUUGUUUGACCUUCGCGCAGACCAGGAACUGAUGAUGUAUUCGCAUGACAACAUUAUCUGCGGCAUCACCUCCGUGGCCUUCUCUAAGAGUGGCCGCCUGCUGCUUGCUGGCUAUGAUGACUUCAACUGCAAUGUAUGGGAUACUCUAAAGGGAGAGCGUGCAGGUGUUUUACUUUGUUAUGACAACAGAGUCAGCUGUUUGGGGGUUACCAGUGAUGGCAUGGCUGUGGCUACCGGUUCUUGGGACAGCUUCCUCAGGAUAUGGAACUGACCUCACUGGGUUGUACUUCGGGAGCCACUCUUUCUGAUCAUACAAUCACUGUAGUGCACCGCUGCCACACAGGACCCUUCCCUCUCCAUCUCCUCCUUAUAGAUGACAUGGUUUUCUUCAUCUUCUCUCUUUCUUAGACCGCAUUAUCCCACCAUCCUGCAGUCAGUCAAAGAGGUGAGGACCAACAGUGAAGAGCCUCCACUGGCUCUCUGUCUUUUUGGCUUGACGUCUGACUCGAGGUGGGGGACAGACUGUGUUGUGUACAGUAUAUAUCUGCCAUUCUGUGUGCUUGUAUGUGUAACAUAUGCACUUUUGACAGUGUUUGGAUGUUCUGGUGUGUGGGUACUCAUGAUGGGUAUCUUAACUUUCCCUGUUUUCUUUUCCUUCUUAUUUUCUUUUCUCUUUGUCCCAAAUCACAAUGCUAUUUGCCAGAGACAGUGGCCAGUGUAAUUAACUAAGGGAUUAGGCUGCCACAGUAUUGUAGGCCAUAAGUGUUUGACCCUCAACCUUAAUUUAGUUUUCAUCAGGUAGCAUCAGUGUUGGGUCUGUUGUCAUAAAUGGUACUGGCUCAGCUUGGUUGUGUGUAGUUGUGAGAGAAAUACUGAUGCCACUGAGC